CGGGGAAGAAGGCGGGCCCUGGAAGCUCCGGGUCUCGGCUCGGCCUGGCAAAGGCAGACGCGGGUUACUAGGCGACGGCGACAAAGAAGGCAGGGCCGCAAAAAACGCCCAAGGCCAGGUCGGACUUUCUCCUCAUUUGCUUCUCGUCUCAUCGUCUUUUAUAUUCUCUCUCUCUCCGCCCCCCCCCCACAACCUCCGCCCCUCUCAUUAUCACCGCGGUUAUAGCGGCUGUUCUCACAAGCGUGUCAAGGACUUGCAAAAGCGAAGUGGCUUCAAGUCACGGAAUUCGGAUUUAAGAUCCGGGUUGGUCCAAAUAAAGAGGCGGCGGCGUUCUGUUCCUUUCUGAAUCGUGUCACGGUCGAAUAGUUUGCCGCUUUUGGGGGGUAAACUGAGAGUGCGUGAAUUUUCUUGUAUUCUCAGGUAAUAUGUUUUUUUUUGGGGGGGGGUGGCUGGGAAGCUAUUCCUCUGCAGAGAUGAAGAAAAGGCUUUUUCUGCUGGUGCCUAGAUGCACUUAUGCAAAUCACAGCCCAAGCCCUGACUUCGACAUUGGGUUUUGGAGCUCCAUCUGGCAAAGUUUAAAGACCUGUUGUUGUUGUCGUUAUUAUCAGGGCUUUUCCCCCCAGAGGGAACUCACAGGAACUCCGUUCCGGCGCCUCUCAGGUGAGCGCCAUUGCUAUCCUAAGAGAAGAAGAAAGGAAGUGUUCCUGGUGAGCUCCUGCACCUCUUUUUCUAUUAAAAAAAAAUAGCACUGGUGGUAAUUAAUUAAUUACAUUUAUGUACCGCCGCUCAUCACAAGAUAUUAGGGCACUUCACAUGAUUCCCCCCCAAAAAGUACCAUAAAAUGUUGCGACAUCUUUCAUUAUGGUAGGAGCUGGUUCACUGGGGUUUGGUUACAGGUUUUGAUCAGGCGUAUUUACUUCCUGUGCAUGGCAAGGAAACUGUAGAGAAGUGGUAACUAGAUGUACCUUACUCUAGGGCAAGGAUGUCCAACUCCCAAUAGACUGUGAUCUACUCACAAUAUAAAAACACUGGCAGUGAUCUACCCAUUGUCGUUGGAUGGACCAAAGUUCUUGAGCUUUUUUAGGAAGCCUGAGUUGUUGAGGGGUUUUUUUUGGGGGGGGGGAGAAGGUGAUCACUGAGGGGCCAGAGAUCUACCAGGAUAUACCAGGAACACCCCGCGAUCUACCAGAUCUACCUGUUGGACAUGCCUGCUCUAGGGUUACAAUUUGCUUCCAAUCCUUGAAUCAGAUGAUUCAGUAUGUCAUCCUCCCAAACCACGCAUUGCUUGUCAACUGCACACACUGAUUUAGGGGCUGGUCUGCAUGGUAGAAUAAGGAAUUGUCUGUGCAGUUGACAGUGUCUCGUCUGAUUUAAGCCCUGUUCCCUGUCUUUCCCACCCCUGGUGUCCUGUGUGUUGACUUCCUGUGUACAUGAAACUCGUGCAGUCAUGCAUGUCUAACUUGUACACUGGAGCCUGGAGUUGGGAUAGAAGGCUUGAUCCCACUUCCACCUUAGUUGCAUUGAGUCUAAGGCAGAUUUUUAACAUCUACACAGAGAAUUUUGACUGCAGUGGUGUGCUUACUUGUGUGCUUACAGUUGUGUGCUUACUUAGGUGGAAAUAAAUCACAUAGAAUUAUGGGGCUUACUUCUGAGUAAACAUGGAUUGGUCUGUAAGGGCCUUUUGAAAGAAUGUGGCUUCACAUGGGUGUAGUCAAGGCGUGGGACAGCUGCCCCCCAAAUCAAUAAAAAUACAUAGCAAACUGAGGUCCUGCCCCCCCAACAAAAGGCCUGCUCCACUAACAAAAGCCCUGCCCCCUAACAAUAUCCUGGCUACGCCCAUGGCUUUUGCAGAGGGAGUGUUCUGCUGAGAAUAAUCCAAACACUGUUUCUCUUCAGGACUUCUGUAAUAUAGUAUCACACAAAUGAGUUGUGUUAGCAGGGAAAACUUCAUCCUUCAGUAAGUAUUGGGAGAGUUCUUCUUAGGCAGCCAGUUUUCCACAAUAAUGAAAGCAGAUUUUGGCAGCGUUUACCCAUAAAAUUUAAUGUAUUAAAACUAGGAUACAGCUAUUAUGCCUAUUACCUUGUUCUUCUGUUCAUCACAUCACCUAGUCUUCUCCUCUGUGUGCACUGAGGGCUAAUUAGCAUCUUGCUCCUGGUCAUCAAUUUUGACUUUGGAGUCUAGGAAAUGGUCAUUCAGAGUGAAUAUUUUUGCAGUAUACUUCAAUCCCAAGUAUUUUAAUUGAACUUAUUUACAAAUAUACCAGUAAGCAUUUAUGGAAUGUUUACUCUGUUUGGAAGUAGGCACUUAGUAAGCAGUGUUUGAGAAAAGGACAUAGUAUGUGGAAGGUGUUGUUCAGUAUUCCUCUGUGUAAAAAAACAUUGCCUGAUACUGUAAUGCCACAAGUGUGGACAGGUGUGGGAACUGGCAAAGUCUUCCUUUGUUGGAACUGGACGUGCUGCAUCUAGUACAUUCAGGUCCCAGGAAGAAUAUCAUUUGGACAUGCUCUAACUCCCAAGUACAUUCAAUUUAAAUUGAGGCCGGCUUCUGGAAGUGUAUGGUGUGUUCCAGUCUGGCUGCAGUGGCACAGAAGUACAAUUGGAAAGGGCAGUUAUUUUAAAUAAAUAAUGGGGGGAAAUGUAGGUGUGAGAUUUUAAUGCCAUCUAUCCUAUGUUGAAAUAACAGAAAUUAGAAUUUGAAAAUUCAGUCAAAUUGUCUACAGCCACCAACAGUAGACGCUACAAAAUUGUUCCCUAGUCUAUAUUUCUGUAGUGCACUAUCAGUGAAGUUUAUAUUUUAAUAACCUUAGCAAGAGAGCUUCCCUCUACUAAAUAACUCUUGCAUGCUGUACGUUGAGUAACAUAUUGGAAACAUCUCUGUGCUGCACAGCUGCCCAAAUAAGAAAUGGCUAAGUAAUGAGAGAACUGAGGUGCAUAAACAAGUGUUCAUAUUUGAUAAAACUGGUUACUGGAAAAUUAACAUUUAUUCUCUUUUCCCUCAUUGGCUAGAACUCGCUUUCCUUUGUGUGUGCUAACACUGGUGCUUAAUUAUUAUAGUGACACCCGUUUGCAGUAACUGGACUGUGUCCCUGUUGGGUCCUUCUUAUGCCACUGUAAUAUGAAACUGUCAGGCAAGGCGGUCUGUGCAUUAUAAAUAGGGUACUUCAUCCAUGAUAAGCGAUUAUUAUCUUUCUUUCCCAAGUGUAAAAGGCCUAUAUAACUCAAGAAGGUGCGAGUGAUUUAGGCCUCCUGAGUAAGGCUCCAAUGAGUCCUGAAGGGGACCCUACCUAUGUUGUUGUCUUGUUAUUGAACUUGAAAUAUUCAAUUUAUUAUAGUGGAAUAUAUUUUCAGAAGUCAGCACUGGAUAAAAUAAUGUUGCAGGCUGUUAGACCAACAGUAGCACACGAUUUAAUGCCCCUCUGUGAUGGCCUUCUAAAAACCCUCAUCACCUUUGUUAUAGAAGAAAAUUACUAUUGACAUUUACUAACCAUAUGUGAGGAAAGGCUGUGCAGAAUUAUAUCAAUUAUUUAAAAAGAAAAUGCAUUUAUGUGGUCCUUUUAUUCUAUACAAUUUUCUUCUGUUGCGCUAUUAGGUUCUUCAUCCAGGCAGCUACUGCAUGUGAUGGGCUGCCCAAUUCACAAACCCAUUAGGUUAGAACACUUGCAUUUAAAUCCACUUGGCCCUUUUGAAAUAAACUGCCCCAAAGACAAUCAGACUGCCACCCUCAUGCCUAUAACCCAUUUAUUUGGAAGAAAGUAAUAUUAUUAAUUUCAGUGGCCCUUACUUUCAUAUAAGCAUGCAUAAAAUUGCAGCCUAAUCAGUCAGCUGUACAUCGAAUCAGGUGCUACAUUUCCCCAGCUUCUGAAAUCACAGCUUUUCUAAUCUAAAUAAUCCCCCCACAAAGAUGCUAUCAGUCUCAUGGAGGAAAUAAAACAGGUACCUGAACUAGAUGGCCCAUCGGCCUGACUCAGUGUGUGGCAGCAUCAUAUAUUUUAUUCUGUUGCUCUUUUUUUGGUGAGCCUCCUAUCUCACCUGAAUCCUGAUUAACCUACCCUUUGCCUGUUUGUUCCAGAUUUCUUCUGGCCUACCUAAACACUCUUACUGUGUUCCAGUCUGAUUGUCCUCCUUUAUUCAGGUGAAUUCCUGAUUUACACAGCUGACCUGGAGAAGAGUCCUGUUAGAAUCUUGAAUGUAAAGGUUAAUGAAGUAGUUUCUACCCAUUCCCUCUCAAGAUCUUUACACUUCUGCUGUUGCACACCUUUAUAUUUAAACCUUGGAUUUUCAGAUCAUGCUUAGGAGAAUCCUUGAGCUUCCUUUGAGGUAAUCUGGUUUCCUUGGUGAAAAAAAUGGCAGUGGUGAACAAGCUUCCUAGAAUAGAUAUUUCCCUGCAACAAAGAGCCACAAGGAAGUGUUGAGUGUGUUUAGGGUACAGUGCAUGGGGAAUAGUAAGGUAAACUAGUGCAUUGUGUUAGCUGAGCUUAUUCUAGAACAUGCCCCAGAAUCACUUGGAAUGCAGGGAGCUUCAUGGUGGAUGUUCAGGGCUUGUUUGACAGAUGAGUUGCUGUGGAAAAUGGUACCUUGAAGGUCGAAGGUUUGGAAACCACUACCUUAUAAACCACCAGUUUUAGAUCAGCUUAAGGUGGAAAUGUUGCCUUUGCUAGGGACAGAAAUUCCCAUACAUUUCAUCAAAGCCAGGAUUUGUGUUUAAUCAAAUCCAUUUCAAUAGAAUGAGAAGCCUAUUCACAUGGCAAUCCAGCACAUGUUGGCUGCUCGCCCACGGGCAGCUGGUCAAGUGCACCUGCCAGCCACAUGCAGGAUUCAUCUUUCAACGCACAUUGGUAGAUACUGGGGAAAUGGCAUUUUCAGUGGUAUGCCAAAAGCUGAUUCUGGUGUGAGGCAGCAGAUGCACACAACUCAGGGAGCUUGCAAGUACAAGAAUUUUGGGUGUUUUUCCUGCACCUACUAUGCACUCAUGCCAGGCAUGAGAUGGAUUUUAAAAAGAUAAGGUAAAAAAAUACUUUGUUGCAGAGCAAGUCUUAGCCAUUAUGGGAUGUCCUGCCGUAAUAAUCCCCCCCUUCAUGCCUCAUUCUCCACUGCAUCUAUAUUGUGCUACAGUGUAAUGUGUAAACUUUUAUGUAAUAAUGAGAAUGUUCCAGCUGUUUCAGAGGAACUCUGGGUUUUCUAAAAUAGCUGCUCCCUGGGAUCUCCUUGAGCCACCCCCACUCCAGCAAGAGAGCUGGGUAGAGAACACCCAUUCCUCUGGAGAGUUCUAAGAGUUGGGUGCCAAUGAUAGUUUCCACAAAAUUUGCAGCAGCUGUAGCGGUUGCAGGAAAACCUCAGGGACUGGGGAAAGGGGGCUUUGAAAAACAACUCCACUCCACAGACCACCCUUCAAUGCCACAGCUUUUGAUAGAAACAGAACAAGGAGUCAUACGAUACCAUUUCGUAGAUUAGACAGUGUGUGGUAUGCUGGGUCUAUCAUUGUGAGGGCAAUAUGAGACACCUGCAAAUCUGAUUUUAUUAUUGUGAAUGGCUUUGAAAAUGAUGGCUAUCAAAGGUAUAUAAAUAUUCUAAAAAGAAAUGCAAACAUAUACGUCAAAGCAUAUUUGCAGACUAUUCCCAUUUUUGCAGAAGCAGAAGCUCACAGCAAAGUCCAGUAAACACCCCCUCCCACCUGAGAGGGAUGGACAGAUGGUGAUGUGAUACUGAAAUAUGCAAAUAAAAGAAAUAGGCUCUAGAUAUGUUUGCAUUAUUCACAGGAUGGCUGGCAGUCAGGAGAGCAAUGCAUCCCUCUUCAGUGAUCAGACCCCAUCCCAGGAAAGUUCUCAAGCAAAAAGAUCCCAGAAUUAUGAAGAGGAGACAUUUUAUAAGAACUGCAGAGCAGCUUAUUUAGCUGUCUUCAAAAGCAGCUUAGAAAACAUUAAAUCAAAAGAACAACUGUGUUUGGGUGAGUAUAUUUUUUUAAGUUGUGAUCAGUUUGGGAGAAAUCUUGAAUUCUAGCAGUAGAUAAUAUAUCUGAGUGCUUAUCGUAUCUUGCACAUGUUAACUGUUUUAAUGGAUCUAAGAAACCUUGAUACAAUUCAUGUGCCAUAUUUCUCUAUAAUCAAACCACUGUUGGGUGGACACUCACUGAAGUGCAUCAGGAAGAACCCCAGGUGUCUUACCCUUGCUGCACACUAGGGGGGACACACUAGGGAGGCCCAAGGAAAGAAAAUCAGGCCAAGCAUCUUACUGUGAUCAAAAUAGUGUCUGUACCUAACUCUCUUCUCCCUAUGAAAGGUGAGGAGAAGUAAGUUUAUUUCCACUGAGUGACAAAAAUAAUAGCCACUUUGCAUAUUGUUUUUGAUGGAUACACAGAAAGGACACAACCCUACUCAUUCUGCAUGCAUAGAUUAAUAGCUAUGCUAUAUAAAUCAGUAUAAUUUUAUUGUUCAUGGGAAAAGUUGCAAAUUAAUUUUAAACCAAGACAUCAGUUUCUUUUUUAAAAAAAAAUCAUUCCAGCAUGAUCUAGAAUAAUAGAAUUGUAGAGUUGGAAGGGUUCAUGGGGGUCGUCUUGUCCAACCCACUGCAAUGCAGGAAUCUUUUGCUCAGUGUGGGGCUCGGAAGGUUUUCAAAUUUCUCCAGAAAGUUAAUAAUCAUAGAGACAGGCACACCUUACUAGGCAGGGCAUUCCACAACUGAGGGACCACCAAUGAAAAGUCCCUGCAACAGCUCAGUGCCAACCAGGUAGUUCCCAGUGGUGGCACCAACAGCGAGGCCUUGCUUGCCAAUCAUAGUCUGAUAUGGUUGGUAUUGGGGAAGAUGCUCUUUUCAGUACUCGGGCCUGAAGCCAUUUAGCGCUUUAUAUGGUAGUACUAAUGCCUUGAAUUGAGCCCAGUAACUCCCAGGUAGUCAGUGCAGUCCUUUCAGGACUGGGGUCCCAUUGGACUGCCCCAUUUAUCUACCUAGCUGCCACAUUCUGUACUAGAUGCAGCUUCUGGACCAUCUUCAAGGACAGCCACACAUAGAGCACAUUACAGUGGUCCCAGCAGGAGGUCACUAUAGCAUGGACAACUGAGACCAAGCUGUCCCAGUCCAGGAGCAGCUGUAGCUGAUGAACCAGCCUAAUCUGGGCAUAAGCACUCCUAGAUGCGAAGCUAUUUGAGACUCCAUUAACAAGUUGGAAUCCAGUGAUAAGUUGGAAUACUCCUAAACUGCAAACCUCAUAUUCAAGGGUAGCAAAACGCUGCUCAGAACAGGAUGUACACUUAAUGACCAGACAUGGGAACUACCCAUCUACAGCACUUCUAUCUUAUGAGGAUUCAACCUCAGUUUUUUGGCCCCCAUCCAGUUCAUCACUACCUCCAGAUACGCGUCCAACACUUUUGCAGCCUUUCCUGAUUCCAAUGGAAUGAAGAAAUAAAGUCACAUGUCAUCAGCAUACUUACGACACCAUGUUCCAAAUCCCCAGAUGACAGCUCCCAAUGGUUUCAUAUAGAAACUAAAUGACAUAGGAGACAGAAUGGACAGUAAAGACAUGGUUGUGUACACAAAUUCACCUGUGGAACAGAUUAUUGGUGGUGCAUUGGAAUGUUACAUAGACGGUAGCAUAAGUUUAGAAGAGAACAAAAGUAUAAAAAAUUUGAUAAACACUGCAUCCUGUUGUAAUGUCCUUUCUUUGCAGUUGAUGCUAUUAAUUAGUUAUAUAUUGGCAUCAAUAUACAUCAAAGGAUCAUUGUACUUUACAUCCCACCUUCUACAUUUUUACAGAAUACUCUGAUGAUUUCAGAGGCAAAGUUCUUAUACAUUAGCCUUACAUGGCGUGACUCUAAUAUCAGGCUAGUAGAAUCAGUUUGUAAAUCUCUGUUAGCAUCAGAUAAUCUGGAUUUUAAAUAUGAAUGGUGUGAACAAAUGCUCACUUGCUCUUUUUUAUGCUAUUUCUUUCAUCUCUGUCCAUAUGUCACUUGGGAAGAGGGCAUGUGUUUGGCCAUGUGCACUUCAAGGUCAGUUUAGGAAAGACAACGGAGAGUUCAAGCUUUCCAUAUUCUUAACGAGAUGUCUGGAUCUUUAGAAAAAACAAACAAACAUGUUUUAGCCCAUUACAGAUUUGUGUCGAGGCUUAGAGUUCGGUUCUGGCUAGGAAUAAAAUCACCGGAAUGGCAUUGGUUAUAUGGUGGUUGAUUAAUAACACAGAUUCUGCUUUGUAAUCUACAACCUGGUUCUUCAAACUCUUGUUUAUAUGAGUUGUACUUAUUUUAUGAAAUGUAAUGUCCUGAGCUAAAAUGUCUCUGUAGACACUUAUCAGAGUCCAAGUCUUUUUAUCAGGUACAUUUAAAGAGUACAAGAAAAGAACUUCUUAUAAAAAUAGUCUGAGGAGACUAGUUAGCAGUUCACAGAAAGUACUGAGUUCCCAGUAAGUAUAAAUAAUAUACCAACCAGCAGAAUUUCACAAUAUAUUUCAAGAGAGUUGGAGUUUUAAAGUGUGUUUUUUUAAAAAAAUUGAAAAAAAUGAAUAUCAUCUUGAAGAGGGAUGCCAAAUUGCCUCCCAAGAAGCUAAACCCACCCGCAUAGCAAAAUGUACCUUGCAGGCAAUUACCACAAUUCAGCAACCCAUGCAACUAGAUUCAAAUGCCCAACAGGCCUUUAGACUUCACUUUUAAAACAAAAGCCUUCCGGACAAACUAUUUUUGAAUAUAGGCAGAAUUCCAAAGUAGUUUGUUACUCAUCAUUGGGGUUUGCUAUUAGAAAGGGAAAGAAGCUGAAAGUUCCAUUAGGCAGUUUCAAGCUCUUAAGCAUAAUAUCAGCAACAGCUGCAGAACAUCCUUGGAGGCUGGAUGCGCUGCCUCCUUGACAGCUGCGCUCCCCCAUGAUGCCUCUAAAGCAGCGUUUUGGCAAAUCGGAGGCAAUACUUUGUCUCCUCCCACCCUUCUUUCCAAUAUAUAUACUUAUUACCCUCUUGUUCCUGUUGUAGAUCUUCAUUCAUUCCUUUUCCCCCUGCUAGUGGUUAUUUUGUAGUUCACUCUCAGGUGCCAAAAUGUCUUGGACCAGCCCUGGUAGUCACAUUGUUCUUGCACCAGCACCUGCUGCAUCAGGAAAGAUUGCACAAAUACUAGCUAUUAAAUACCUCCUGGAAUUGCACUGGUGGGCCUUUAGUGCACAGUGGGGUUACAGGAGUAAAGCUAAAGGUAAAGGUACCCCUGCCUGUACGGGCCAGUUGUGACCGACUCUGGGGUUGCGCUCCCAUCUCGCUUAAGAGGCCAGGGGCCAGUGCUGUCCGAGGACACUUCCGGGUCAUGUGGCCAGCGUGACGAAGCUGCUCUGGCGAGCCUGCACCAGCGCAGCACACGGAAAUGCCGUUUACCUUCCCGCUGGUAAGCGGUCCCUAUUUAUCUACUUGCACUUAAGGGUGCUUUCAAACUGCUAAGUGGGCUGGAGCUGGGACCGAAUGACGGGAGCUCACCCCGCCGCGGGGAUUCAAACCGCCGACCAUACGAUCGGCAAGUCCUAGGCGCUGAGGUUUUACCCACAGUGCCACCCGCGUCCCUUGUUACAGGAGUAGAAAAGAGUAAUUUUCAGUAGUAGCUACUUACAGAGUGUUUUAAGAAAAUGAUAUAUACACCGUCUUGUCAGUGUCACUAAAUGCUUUUUUUUUUUUUUUUGGGCUUUAUUUUGCAGUACUUCAGCAAGCUGGAAGAAAUCCAUCUCAGAAGACAGUUAAUAAAUACUGGACGCUGCAAACCACCACACUGAAUUUUGAUGAUUUUUGCUUCAUCUUAAAACAAGAAGAACCUGUUAGGAAAACAGAGUUGCUCAAAGCAUUUGCAAAAAUAGAUGUAAAUAAUGAGGGCUGUAUUUUACAUAGUGAGCUGUAUAAACUUCUUACAACUGUAAGUACCUCAAAGGGUAGUUAGGACUGAUACUUUUAACAAUUCAUAUAAACCACAGGGGAAAUAUGUUUAAACUUUAAUAAAUCAUUACUGUUUGUGGGGAGGCAUAAUAAUUAAAUAUUGCAGUGUUUUUCCUUCAUUGCUUUGCAACUGAAGCUGACUUUUUUUUUUUUUUUGCAGAGAGGUGAAAAAAUGACCCAUGAUGAAGUUAAUGCAAUCACCAAAUUGGUGGAAGUGAACAGUGAUGGAAAGUUUGAUUAUUACAAGGUAUAGUGGAUAAGACUACAUAGGUUUGUAUCUAAAGUUACUUGAACAGACAUAUGCUUUUAUAUUGGGGAUUUCCUGCCCUCUCCUUCCCACUAAACCCUCAGGAAAGGUCUUCAAUGUGGUGCAGUCUUGACUGGGAGUCGGAAUGGGUAAAAAUUGGGGGAAAGCAGAUUAUAAUAGUGGAGGUCCCCUGAGCCCUGACAUGCUGUUCAGAGGGCUUAAACAAGAAAGAGGUGAGGCUGAAUAAGUGAGAGUGAUUUGGUUCUUAAACGCCUAAUAGGAUAUUUCCAUGGUGUCAAAGUUUUCUGAUCACCUUUUAGUAAUCCUUUCAAAGGAGGUUACAGCAGUUCAGAAUGUGAUACAUAGGUGUUAGAGGAUCUGAUUGUCAGUGCAUGCUUUCAGAGAAAAGUAUGUCAGGCACUAAAAAAUUACAAGUUUUUAGUUGUGAUAUAUUAGAACAGCUCUUCAUGUUGCAGACAUGAACAAUAGAGCUCAGUGUGGUUGGCCUUUGACAAAGUAAAGGUAUAGGUUUGCAACCUUGAAGUAUGCUUAUUAAUAUGGUAAUGUAGCUAGUACUUAUAAAUAUCUUAUCACACACUGUGUCUUGGAUGCAAAGUACUAGGAGUGGAGGGAGAAAAUGUAUUGGUGCUAUUCAAUGUGCUGCUUGGCAAGGGAGUGUAAGACUUCUCACAGUGAGGCACCACAGUACAUCAGAGGUUGUGUUAUAGUAUGACAACCAUGAUAAAUAAGGAAGAUACAUGCUGUAGCAUGGAAACUCUAGUCGGCUAUAAGAAUCUCUUGAGAAGGAACUUGUGCAAAUGGAAGAGCUUCUCUGAAUAUGCAGUCAUUUAUGUCAUGUGACACUCUUUCAAUAUGCUAGAAAUGAAGAAGCUUUUUACUAAAGGGAGAGUCACUGUCAGCCUGAGUGUAUUAGAACAAUAGAAAUAUAGAGUUGGAAGGGACCCCAAGGGUCAUCUAGUCUAACUCCUUGCAAUGCAAGGAUCUUAGCUAGAUCAUACAUGUAUCAGUGAAAUCCAAACUUGCACUGGCAGACUUGUGCUCAUGCAGUAAGUCAUCCCUCUCCUCCCCGCAAACUUCACUCACACCCCAGAUCUGCUCUGCAGGGUCCCCCCAGUCCUCCAAAGCAGAUUUUGAAGACUGCAGGGGGAGGAGAGGCAGGUAAUAUCCCAUUGUGUGAGCAGAAUUCAGUUCUGCUUGCAAACAUAAACCUUUGGACACAACCCUAUAUACAACUAUAUAUUUAUGGCAGACAUCAAGCUUAAUACUUAAAAAUAGAAGGAGCGUAGAGAGUGUCAGAACAGGAGUAGUAUCCCAUCGAGCUAUAUUGACAAUGUCUUUUUCUCAUAAGAGUUCACAGUGAAUAUAGAAGAACAUCCCUUUUUUAACAAAGAAAAAUAGGAUAAGGAAUGUAUAUGUGUAAAAUAAGUGUUGAUUAAAGGCUGUUCUUUCCAAAUACUUUCCCAAGUAUGCAGUGUCAUCUAUCACAAUACUAUCUUUCUGGCCGUAGCUAAAGCAAUGUUCUUUUAAAAAAUGCAACUGUUAAUUUUAUGUUAUCUGGAGUUUGUUAAUCUUGGAGUUUACCUUAUCUGAAAUGACUAUGUUGUUCAUUAAAGUUUCCCAUCCAGACUCAUAGAAAAGAAAAGAAAACUCCUUCAUUUAAAAUUAGACAUAAAAAGCCAGUCUGUCCACAAAUAUGUCUGGUAGACAAUAUAAAUCUUAUCUUCGGGUACCUUUCAUUUUUAUUUUCUCUCAGUUGUAUGAUCUCCUCAUUGAAUCAUGUCUCCAUUUUAUUGUGCCACUGGAGAGUGGUCAGUUUGAUUCAUGAAAGCAAGAUGAGGAUUGUACUAACAGAAGAAAUAUUUUUUAUCUGUUGAUCUAUUUCUUGCUUAGUAGUGCCUUUGUUUAUUUUCCUUCUAAAAUACUUAAGAGACCAAGGUGUGUGUGUGUUUUGUUUACAGUUUUGUAAAUUGUAUAUGACAACCAAUGAGCAAUGUCUGAAGAACGCACUAGAGAAACUGGAGGUUGACAGUAAACUGAAGCGUCAGCAGUUUGGAAGUCAACUUGAGACUUCAUCAGAACUGGCUACAUCACUAAUAUCAAAAACAAUACCAAAAACUGCAAGGAAAACAGAAUCCAAACCAAUGCUAAAAAGAGGUAAUAAUUUUUCAAACAAGAAAGCUCUACUUCAUAGAGUGUCAUUUCCCCUCUGCAUGACACCUUGGAUAUAGAUUUUUUUCUCUCUUUUUUGAAAGGUGUGUUCAUUUAUUUCACUAAAAAUAUUUGCUUUAUCAAUGGUAGAAAUGUCUCUCUGGUAUUUCCAAAGCCCUAGGCUCAGAAGAAGUUUUGCUACAUCCCUCAUUUCAGCAUUUUUCUUUCUCUAGCAUUAGCUGAUUAAUGUUUGAGUGACCCCAUUCACACAGCAUAUCCCAAUAGCACUCUUCUGCUGCUGUUGCAAUGCCACAGAAGAAGCAAGCUACAGUUUGGCUUUCAUGUCUUCUGAACCUUCCUUGCAGUUUGUUUUUUUCCAAAUAAGCUAAGAGCAAACCUUGGACCAGAGAUCUUCCAUAUGUUGUGUUUUGGCAAAUGAACUUUUCCUGCAUUGUGAGUGGCUGGUUCACUGAAAGCUGGCAGAAUGUCCACUCUAUUUAAUAAAAGGGCAGUUUACAAUUUAAAUUUGGCCUUACCCUGAUAAGAUUUAGCACGGUAUUAUAUGACACCAACUUUGUGAUAUGGGUUAUUUAAUGUUUGAAUUAAUAGAUUUGAUAGAUUCUCUAAUCUUUUAGUGCAAAUAUCACUUGGCAGCUGCUGGGUUGGAGAUUCAUUACCAGUAGACUUGGCAGGUUCAGUGCAAAUCAAAGCAGAUACCAAAUUUUUCCAGUGCAUAUACCGGCCCAGCAAAACACAAAUCAGUUUACCAGACCAGAUUAACUACUAUAAGGUAUAUUUAUCAUUCUGUAUCUAUUUUCUCACUUGAUGAAUGUAAAUAUUCAUAAAUAAGGUGCUAUAAAUAAAACUCUGCAAUUGUAGGUCACUGCAAGACUUCUUCACAGUGUUCCUCAGCUCCAAGUUGCAAAGCAUCUGUUUCUUCCACUAUCAGUAUGGGUGCCAGCAGCAACAAACAUUCGAAGCUCAUUGAGGCAAAUGCUGCAAAGGUAGACUUCGUUAAUUUAGUUUGACUCUUGCUCCCCCUCACCAGGUAUAGACAUUGCAUUUUAAAUAGAAAGCAAUUUUUCUCUCUUUUAUAGCUUAUGUUUUAUUAACUGCUUGUCAAGGGCAGCAACACAGCACACAGAGAUUUCUGGUUGCAAAACACUAUAAACAUUUUUAUAUAAUGUUGGUUUUGCUGACAUCCCGUUAUUUAGGAUCAUUUUUCAGGUGUGAAGGUUUGCUAGAACAAAACAUGUUUUUCUAUAAAGGAAAGCACUCUUGGAUAAAAUUGUUAAUGACUGUUUGAGAAAUGCAAAAUUGAAUAAUUUAUUAGUACUUUAAAUGCUUAAGUAGUCUGAAAGAUUAUAUAUCACAACCCUCUAUAGGCAAGGUAAUUGGAAAUAAAUAUCUUCAAACGUACCCAGAUCAGAAGACAUUAAUUGGUAAAUAUACACUGUAGCCUGAAAAUAUUGACUGUUAUUUAGACUAAUAAGUUUUACAAGUAAUUUCUUUUAAAUAAGUCAUUCAUUCAAUAACCAUUCCUAAGGGAGAAAGACAACAAAGUCACUUUGCUAAGUCAAUAUUUGUAGAGUGUUAAUAUUGAUCUUUUCCCUUUGUUUUCCCUUUCCUGAUUCAACCUUUACUAGUUUUCUUUCAGCAGAAAAUAAUAGCUAGAGAAAUAUAAAACAUUAACUGGAAACUGCUAAGAUACAUUAAAAAUGUGCACCUUGAGACCUCUGUGUAAGGGAGAACGAAUGGUUAUGACCACAUAAUAUAACUGCAGCUAGAAGACUGAACUGAUUGUUCUCUUGAGUUACAUUUUUGUUUCAAAUAACAACUCUGUAUUUGUUAUUGAACUCUGAAGUCCUUUAUAUCUUUAACAUUGCUAGACAGUGACAUUUGUUCUAUAUUAAAAUUUAAAAGCAUCCUCUCCAAGGAUUUUUUUCUGUGUGUUUAGGUAUCCAAACCCCUAUGCAAUUUAGCCUGUAAUUCCAGUAUGUUCAAAGAUGAUAUGUUGUUGGUUAUAAAAACACAUACAGUAGUUUUCUACUAGUUGUAAUUGGUUCAGUUUCAACAACCUAUUAGAUGGUAAUGAAAACUAGCUUUCUAAGCUGUUAGCGAAUGAUCAGUUUGGUCAUCACAAGAGUGAUCCACCGCCUGCUUAAAUAGUGAAGUUCCCAAAGAUGAGUUUAGUGUUCUGAGUAGGUUUCUAUUAAAUUUUUGCUAAUAAAAGUUCAUCAUUGUUCUUUUGACUUGCACCCCAUUGUGUAUCUCUUAAUAGUAUUCUGCUGAUAGCUAUUUGUGCAUGAGGUGUUUUUGCAGGUGGAACAGGAGUAUUCCGAAACAAGGUUUGGUUUCCUAACAGGUGGGCACUGCUAGAAAGGACAGGAUCAGCUGAGGUGUCUGGAUAUUUUCCAGUAUUUUUCUGAGCACUACAAUUACCUCAAACCAUUAGGUACCAGUUCCACUUCAACUGUUUUCCCACUACAUGUAAUACACAAAGAAGAAAAGCAGACUCUUGCCGCAUAUGGGGAACUGUGUGGUCCCCAGCUUCAAACAGGGGAUAUAUGUGAAUUUCCUUUCCCAUCACAAGGUGCAGCAGAAAGCUGAAACCCAAAUAACACUUGGAUGUCUACUUUACACUGGUUAUUGCAGCAUGCACAGGAUAUGUGGCAAAUCAAAAAAAUCAAGAAUAUAUGAUAAAUUUCCAAGCCAUUGCAGUUUCUAAUUGCAGACAUCCCUGACAAUUGGGAAAGCUUGAUAAAUUACAAGGAACAUUCAUCUAUAUGCUUAUAACCCCACCCUGCCUCCUGUCUACCACAUAAGAAUAACAGCAAAGCAUUCGUAGGAGAGCCCUUCCAGUUAUGCUAUAUAAAGUUGAGCAGUGUAUGUGAUAAAUUGCAAAAAUAUCCAUCUUAGUCAACUGUCCUGUACUGAAGAUAGGCAACUCCGUAAUAAUAUGAUAUAAAAGAGCAAUAGAACCUGUGACCCCCUUAUACGGUAAGUGUUCUAGUGAAUGUAGGAAUAGGCUGUUAUGAAAUAAAUGUAGAAGAAUAUGUAAAAAAGCAAAAUCCAUCUGAAAUAUUGUAAACCAGAAAACUUGGUGAAUUCCAUGCCAGAAUUCAUUGCAAACAGCAGUAGAUGCCAUCAUUUAUGAUUUGUCACAUGACUUGGGUUAACUUUUCUCUUGGAUUUAGGCAUAGACAAGUAUACUUUUUCCAGUAUAACCAUUCCUAUGAUUUAAAUCUGCAGUGUCAAUUAGCAAGGCAUGUAGAAAAAGCCAUUCUAUGCUUAAACAAACACAGUGGCAUCAUGCAGCUUUAUCCCAUACAUGGUAUCAAGUCCUACUCCAAAGUAACUGUAAGUAGGCUUGUAGCCACAAGCCUUGUUCAAUUCAUUGGACCAUAUAUGGGGAAUUUUAGGCAAAAUGAAUGGCAGUUUAUCUUAUUUAAUUGUGCCCAAAGCUAAAAAGCCAUGGCCAUUUCUCUAAUACACUUUCAGCAUUUAAUCUUAGUUUUCAGAGUGUGGAUGUUCCUUAUUAUUCAACAUUUUGUUCUUUCCCAUGUCACACUCUGCACUGCAAAUUGAAAUGAGCCAUACAAUGUGAAAAUAUCAGUUUGAAGAACGCUAUAUUAUCUUGGUUUACAAGUAGAUACAGGGUCUGUAGCACCACCUUAUGCUCUUCAGAAGCAUAACAGGUUAGAGUGAGGGUUUUUUUAUGAGUUUUUCAAUCCUUUCCACAACAUAGACAGUGUUUUCUGCAGAAUUAUUGCAGCUGAAUUUUUCUGUUACUUGAGACAUACAAAUCCACUCUGGCAUUUAAAUAUUAGGAGUCAAUAUAGUGCAGUCUCAACAAGAGUGAAUAGUGAGAUGUCCCUGAUUGCAACAUUGUCUUAGCUAAGAAUUUACAAGGUUGCCCUAGCAAGUUACUGUUUUCUCAUCCUCUGCAACAACCCUGUCUGUAAUGUGGGAUAAAACUGGAAACCUUAAAGCGUUGUUAUAGGGAUGACUGAGAUGAUGUACAUAGCAUACUCUCAACACUCCAAGUGCCAUAUAAUUUAUAAGUGUUAUUACUGCUGUUGUUAGCAGUACUGUUCUAAGUUGUAUCAGAAGAUACGUUGUUGUCGCAAGCAAAUUUUCUGAAGGGGAAUGUUCCAGUUUCCAAUUAUCCAAAGAAUUAUGCAGUAAAUAAGGUUUGGAAAAUAAACCUUCAAAAGAUCGGACACUAAUCUUUUAAGACUUAAAGAACCGCUUGGCCAACAGAUGGUAGGAGUGACUAGCAAAGUCACUGCCUUACAAGGAAUUAAGUAACUUCUUUUAUAUUAAUUAUUUGAUUUGUCUCUAGGAAUGGCAACAGGCACAGUCCAAAGGAUGCUUCUUCUUAGAGGAAAGUGGAGAGAUAAUUAGUCAUAAAUAUAAGUUGUUUUUAUCUCAGAGAUCUACAGUAUGCAUUACCAUUAAUCCUGUGAACCUUUGCCAAAUGGAAGGUAGGAAUACCUUUUAAAAAACAACAACUAGGGGUUGAAAACUGGGAGAUGUCCCUGUAAUAGAACUGCACAAGGGAUUAAUGGAGCAGCCCAAGAUAAAAUGUAACCAUUGCAGGGUUGCAAAUUCUUAGUUCUAGCAUUUUUUUUAAAAAAACAAAAACAUAAAUGUUAAUAUUUGCGGCAUAUGUUGCUGUUGUUAACAGCAACAGCAGCAGCUUUCUGGUCUUUGACCACAAUAAAGAUUGAUUGAUUGAUUGAUUGAUUGUAUGCUGCAAACAUGCAUUCAAUCACAAACAUGCAUGACAACUGUUUUCACUGCAUGUGAGACCUUACAAUGAUAAUGGGCAAAACACGAUGGAUUCUUUUGGUACCACUGUAUUCAGCUGCAUCACUCAGUUAAUGACAGAUCUUUGACUAUUAGUACAAUUUUGCUUGCUUUUUGACAGGAAAACCCUCUCCUUGGUUAGUGGUGGACACAGCUUUGUACAUACUCAAAGAAAAUGAAACUGAAGAAAACAUACAGCUUGUCGGCUUCACUGAGCUACGAAAUAAAGAGGUCAUAGACAUUUUUAAGUUACCUUUACUGACUUUAUAUAUGUAGCAUAUUAAUAAUGAUGAUAUCUAUAAAUGGCUGGUACUUUGUGCUUUGCCAUUGAGAAAAUAGCUAAAUUAUCAAUGAAGUAGUCAAGGAAACGUAAUAUUAUUCCUAACAGAAUUAAUACACUGUUAAUUAUAUACUUUCCAAAUAUUUCCCCUGUGAACAGAUGAUAAAAGCCAAAAUCUGAAGAAUCCCUUUAAAAAGUUACUUAUGUUGGUUAGGCCUGAGAAGACUGUUGAUUUCCUUCACAACACAUAAAUGUGGACUUGAAUAAGCAACAGAACUUUCAUUUUAAUUUCCAAACUGUCCUCAAGUGAGUGUAGUAGAAAUACUAAGAUAAAUCAAAUACUUAUUACUUUUAUUUCCUCCUAUACCAGAUAUGAGUCAAUCCAAAUGGAGGGAUUAUCUUAUUAUAAACCCAAUGUAAAUAGGAGUCCAAGGCCUUCUAUGUCCAAUCAUUUUAUUUAUUUAUUUAGCACAAUAAGUAUACAUAUGUAACCCACUUCUGGUGCAGAGUGCUGAUGUCUUCCCUCAGUAUAGCAUUUCUUUUGGAGGGCCAUUGCAGUGUUCCCCACAUUUGGCGUACUCUGUUCUGUAUGUGAUAUAAUGCCAUUAUUACCCCUUUUCAUCGAGGUCAAACAAUAUGUGACUUUAAGGAUAGGAUUCAAAAACAUUUGGACUGGCCACAUCCUUUUGUUUACAAAAAGUAGUUGCAGGAGUACAAGGACUGCCAGAGUAUAGAGUUUAAUCCUAAGGCCACACAUAAUUUUCUCAUUGAAAGUUAGCUCUGAACCUGCUUCUCCAGUGUUUGAAAAACGACAAUUGAUGAGAGAGAUUCCCCAUGCUCACACUGUUUUCGAGGUUUUACGUAUUGUUUUUGUUGCUUUGUAAACCACUUAGAGACUAUCUUAAGCAUUAAGUAUGUAAUGAUACAUAAACAUAUAAAAUAAAAUAAAUUUGUUUGUUUACAUGAAAAUAUGCCCACUUCCAGAAAACACAUCAGGGAACUGGGCCCAAAUCCACUGCAUUCCAAUCUACUUUAUAGAGAGUGGGAAUGUGCAGCUCUCCUCCACAUUUUAUGCAUUUAUUACAGCAAAUACUUGUGUACCCAGGUUGCCUCAUAAAGGGUGAAGCAAUGCUUUGUGAGCUUUUGAGCACAGGCUUCUCCUUUCUGAGUCCAGAACUCAAUUCGGUGCACUUCAUUGGCUCUUACUUUAUUAUCUCUAGUUCCUUUUUUAAUCUAUGUGAUCUACAUGUGGGAAAGGUCUACAAGAUAUGAACUCAAAUACUUGUUGGGCUUGUAUGAGGAGAAAGAAUGAUGGUGGUCAGAAAUCUAAAACAUCCUGCAUCUAUUUUUUUCCUUUGUGGUAGGUUUUUGGUUGGAGAGGCGAACUUGAAGGUGGUGUCUAUUGGGUAAUUCCUUUCACCACAGGCUGUAGAUUCAGAAAAUCAAAAAAGCAAAUUAGAAGAGAAGCCAAACUUGUACAUGGAGAUGGAGAAUUCACAGCUACCAAAGAGUUCCGGUAAGGCAGGCCAGCUUUUGUGAAAUUUAGGCUCUUCAUAUUUUAACAAAAAUAUGUUGCUGAAAAAAUUGUCUCCCAAAGAAAUCAGUCUUCUGAAAUGAACUGAUGAGUGAGUCCAAGGGAUGAAAUGAAGGAAGCAGACAAUCUGUUGAGCUGCUUUUUCUCUUCAACCUUUCAGAGCAGCCUUAUCAGAAAUAUUUGAAAUGAUUGAUUUGGAUGGGAAUGGCUUUCUCAGCCUGGAAGAGAACAACUUCUUUGAAAUGAGAACUAGUGGAGAAAAGUGUGAUGAAGAAGCUUGGGCCAUAUGCAAAGGUAACACUGAAAUUAUCUAUAUGCAAAUUUAACCUCUCUAUGCCCAAGUGCAGCGUCAUCUAUCUGAAUGCCUUUGGCAAUAUUAUUCAGAUAAUCAUAUGAUUAAAUAGAAAUGCUGAUUACAUAGAUUCACAGUUCAUUAGCAUGAGGCUACAUGGAAGGAACAAUAUAGUUCGCUAACUGUUAAUGUAGUUUGGGUGUAUUCAUGGGCAACGUUAUUUUUCUAAUGAAAAUAUACCAUAGAAUUCAGCAUCUUAAGCUCUGUGUGACAUAUAUUGCUUUGUCAUCUCCCCCCUCCCUUAUUGCUUUGUGCUGUUGUUACGAGGUCUUUCUAUUACUUCAUAAAUUCAUUUCUUUCCUCUUUCUUCUUUUAGCGUGCAUCUCUGUAAUAUCAAAGGCAGCUCCUUCAGUCCCCUGACUGUCAUUUUCAGUCUCCCUGCUAGCUCUCCCAUUUCCUUUUGCUUUAUUUUGCUCUUGCCUGAGGUCAGACUGUAAGAUGUCCCUAAUAGGGGGUUAUGUUGGAGAAUAACAAAAAAAAGGGGGCAAACCCUCCACUGCUUUAUCUCCUCAUGGCUUCUACUCUUGCAGCUUCAGUAAGUCUCAUGUCAGUUGUAGGGGGCAUUCCAGAUGGUCAUUUUAUUGCACAGUAAAUGUACAGUUGUUAUUCAUUUGUUGCAGGGGAUCUAAAUGUCUUUGCCCUAAGGUAAUGUUUCUUUUUCAUUUCCCCAGCAUUCAAGCAGCAAUAUUUUGUUAAUGGGAAAAUGUGAUGUUUUCCUGCACAUAUUCUACAGUGCAGAGCAGGAGUAGAAAAGCACAGGCCCAGGGACCAAAUGUGGCCGUCAGACUCCUCAGACCUUGCUUCCUUCAUAGAUCACACCCCCUUACUGACUUUGUUUUGCACCCUCCUCAACUGUUGUUGUUUGGCUUGAAUUGUGAUGAUGCCCCUUGCUUGUAUGAAUGGAGAGAGAGAGAGAGAGAGAGAGAGAGAAUAAGCCUCUUACUUUUGCAUGGCUGGAAUGUAGUCUACUGUACAAAGGUAAGAGUCAAAUCUGUUGUGCCACCACUCCAGACUCUGGAGAAAUAUGGUUUUGUGUCACAGGCACCAAUUGAUUAACGUCCAUGACUUCACCAAAAUACUUCCCAGCACAUUUCCUGCAUUAUUUUGUAAAGCUUGUUUUAUUUUAAAUUACUUCUAGACUGGUAUACAGGCAGCGCUUUCCAUGUUAAAAUGAGAGUUCAUAUAACCUACCAUCCUCCUCCACAUAAAUGUCCUGCUACUAGUGUCCACCAUGUUUUGAAAUCCAGUGCUGAAGUAUCUUCCACUUUUAGAAAGAAAAUGGGUGGAAAAAUCAUAGAAUUGUAGAGUUUGAAGGGACCCUCUGCAAAGCAGCUGUCCCAUGUAGGAAUCGAACCUGCAACCUUGGCAUUAGCAGCCCUGUGCUCUAACCAAAUGAGCUAUACAGGUUCUAUUACAUAAAAAAGAAUAUUGAGAUAUUGGCACUCAGGGGGGGAAGGGAGGCAGAAUAGAUUUGUGUUUGCACGAAAGGGCCCAUGUUAUGCUGGCUGCUUGGUCAUCAUAAUAAUCAUUCAUUCAUUCAUGUCAAUUGCAUUUUUUAAAACAGUUUUAUAACGUGUUCACGCCUUUGGAAAAAUCUGGCUGCAUAAAUGUUCCUGUAUAUGUAGAUAUAUUUCAUUGCAAAUAAAACUUCAGGAGGUUCACGUAACCGCAUUGAAAACUAUGUCUGUUCAGCAUGUGUGCACAAAUGCAUGCCACCUCAUUCUCCUUACUGUUGGGAAGUGCAUAAUGAGUUCAUGCAUGGCAGGAAUUGCAUUUCCUGACAUGGAAGAGAAUUGAAUUAGCCCUUACUCAUCCAGAGUGCUGUAUGUUCUCAGUUUUGAAUUUUUAGAUUGUAAAUACGUUUGAUAAAACUAUGACUGUGCAUGCCUUCUGAGACUUUCAUCUAAGCAUUCAACUAUUCAUAAUCCACAGACAUAGUUCAAUUUAUUGUCACUUCUUAUUUGGCCUUCAGUAUCACAAAUUAGGAAUUGCAUGCUAAGAAUAAAUGAUCUCGCACAUGGAUGAUAUGAAGGUAAAUUCAUUAAUGCUUAUGAGAAACUUCGUUAUUAUUACAGCACAAAAUAGAAACUGGAAUUAAUGAGGUGUACCAGUAGGCUUGCAACAGCUUAAAUAGACAUUUUAAAGGCUGUGGUGCUUUGUUAAUUCCGGCUAAAAUAUUCAGCAUUUGACAGAUCCUGUUUCAUAUUACUCUGUAAAAUCUUUAGAGCUUUUUAUGUUUUCAUUAAGGAACACAAAUUCAGACAUCCUUUAUAUGAUGGCUUCAGUCCAAAGGACCAUGUGACUAAUUCCAUAUGCCCAAGGGAAAUUGAAAUUGAGGGGACUUCCAUGAAGAUCUCAAAAUCUGUUGCUCAAAGAAGGGAAUUAUAAAAAUCUCACUGGACAUGCCCAAGCCUUUGGGCAGACAUAAAGUUCUCAGCUUUGGCUUUGCAUUUUGUGCAUUUGGUUUCUUAUAUAUUUGAGAGUAGGGGACACAAGUCAGAGAACAAGGAAAUGUAUAUCCCUUCCUCAAUAAUUCUUACAUUUUCUGGAACAAACACAGCAACAAUACUUAGAAGACAUUAGCCGGCCCGUCAAAAGGAAGCAACAGCAAAAGCUGUGAAUAGAUUACUUGGCAAUUAAUCAGCUGGAGGGUUCAGAUGAACCUCAUAAAUCUUGAGAACAAAGUUCAAGCAGUUUAUAAUAGCACCUGAACCCUUAGAUUUAUUCAUUUGGUAAUCUCUUUUAAAUAAUACAUAGUAAAGAAUUAGCAUUGUAAUGAAGAUGAGAAAUCCAUUUUUAAAUAUUCUGUGCUUUAAGAACAUUUUAAUUUUGUAUUUGCUUGAUGACCUGGUUUUCUAGCAAGAAUUUGCUAGAAGAAUUUGCUGAAUAUUAUUGGAACCAUAUUACUUUUCAAAAAUCAAACUUAUCUAAGAUAUGAGCUCACAGCAUCCAUAACAUAAAAGCCUCUCUCAGUGAUGAAAGUGAAUGAUAAUUUCAUAGAUGCAAAUAGUGGCAUUCUUGUAUCAAUCCAAUUCUCAUACCAAGGAUUGCUGCUUGGUUCCCCCUCCACAAUUAUACACUGCAGAAGACUGUAGACAUUGUUUAUAUACUGUAUUCAUUUACUUUGCAAUACCUUGUCUUCCAUUGAUUUAAAAGCCAAUAUUGUGUUUAUUCUUGUUGCUGAAGAAAUCUAGGUUACUACUGAUCUAGGUUGCUGUUUCCAAAAAUGGGGAUUGGCCAUUAGCCUCUUUUAUGCAUCACAGUAUAUCAUAGUUAAUAGUUUACCAUGAAUAUGCCCAUCUUGGCCAAUUUGCUCUUCCCUGCUUGCCCUGGGAAGAAGAAAGCCAUAAGAGACCUUACAACGAACCACAAUUUGUGGCCAAGGUUUUUAUUGAUUUGCUGAUAAAACUCCACCCACUGCCUCAAAUAAUUUCAAGAGAAACUCGUUUAAUUUGUCAUUUCUUGCAUGUUGAGUUUUCCGUGAAGCCAAAUAAAUAACUUUGUCAUGUAUACAUUUCAUAACAAAUUUUCUGAAACACAAGGAUGCAAAAUCAAACCUUUAUAAUUACUGACAUAUAUACCAGGACUGGGGAAUCUGGUAUAUACGACAGCUCCUGUCUUCCCUUAUUAUUUCCUUGAUGACUGGGGAUGAUGGGUGUUGCAGUCCAACAACAUUAGGAGGGCCAUAGGUUCUCCACCGCUGAUGCAAACAUUGCCAUCAAAGUGCCGGUUCUUCACAGAGUUUCACAAAUCAAAAUGACACAGGCCUGCCUAAAGGAGCUUACAGUAGGAGGCAAUGUGAACAAAGGAAGUAAGAGAGGAGCAAGUGUGGCAAACAACAAAAUGAAAAGAGGGAUGGGAAGGGCCAAGGGAUGGAAUCCAAUGUUUGUUUCUCCUGAAUACAGGCAAUUUUGAUCGUUUCCACUGUAGCCUGUGAAAAUAUUUGCCUUAUGUUUUCUUAGAGAAUUUUGAUAUGAAGAACAAUGAACUCACAAGACAGGGAUUUAUGGAUCUGAAUCUCAUGGAAGCCAGUCAACAAGGCAGGGAUCUUAGCAGUCUCUGGAUGACUUUGCGGUCAAUGGGCUACAACAAAGCAUUGGAAUUGACUGAGGUAUGAUCAAUGUUGGGCAAGGUGAGGGGGAAGUAGCCACAAUGUGCAAUUUUGCUGAUCUUAAGUUGAACCAGUUACAAAGUCGUAAUGUGCCUCAAGCUUUGCAUGUUAUCAUAGAAUCAUAGAAUUGUAGAGUUGGGAGGGACCCCAAAUUAAUUAAUAGUUUAUGUGUCAUAUAGAUACCCAAAGUAAAGGCAUCACAUCUGUUAUCCAAAGGGAAAGUAUCCAAAACUUUCUCCAGUCCAGCAGGUAAAAGGGACUAAUGAGACUGACAAUAUGGAAUGGAAUCCAAAAACAGUGCAGCUGGCAAUUGGUGGUGGUUCUUGCUGCAGCAGUUCCUUUGGCCAAAGAGGCAAAGCAGCUUUUCAGAUGAAGCAAAAAUUGAAGCUCAGAAUAUUCUCUGGCAUGCAUAUGCAUUUGCUACCUCUUCAGAUAUUGUCCAUGACCAUGUAAGGCUAAGUAGUUCCCAGUUAUAGCUUGGAAAUAAGAUAACGGUCCAUUUCAGUCAUCAGGGGAGCACUGGCUGCUCCUUGCUCCAUUGUUAGCAUUAACUGUAGCGGAGCAUUAUGUAGCAUUGUCACAAUCAUAGCUAACCAGGGAAGGAGCAUUCAAGGCUUUUAAAACCAGCUGUUGUGCCUAUCUUGCAGUUUUAGGUCAUCAAAUAGAACAGGUCUAAGGUCAUUUUCAGGUUCCCCUACCCAAAAAUUUAAAUUUGGUUUCACUGAAUGGAUCAAAAUAUGAUAUCUACAAUGAUAGAUAUAACAAAUGUCCCCCCCUCACUCUUUAUAGGCAUGCCCCUUUUCCAUUCGCGUCUAUGCAGAAAAAUGCAAACCCAGGAUUCAACCUGUUUGUCUGGAAGCAGGUGGUGAGCAACUUAAGACAGCCAUUUGUAUGAGUGUGGCUAAUAAAGGAGACGCCAAGCCGAUGGAUGCCAGUGAAAAUAUAGUUAUUUACACUUAUAAAAGUGAUACACGGAUCACAUCUGUUAUUGGAAACAAGGUAUUGUAUGAAAUAUAUAUAACAGGAACAGCCCUUACAUAAGCAUUUCCUUACAAAUUCUUUUUGUAUUUUUACCAUUUGCUUAUCACAGUCAGACUGGGACCAAUCUAACCCUUCUAGUUAAGGGUCUUUGUUGUCAAUGACUUGAGCUGGACUCUCACGUUGAAGCCAGACAUGCAGUAAGCAGUAAAUUCUGACCAAGCAAAGCCAGGAAAUGAGGUGUGACUGGCUCAGCGGGACAGUGCUAUGUUGCUGCCUUCCUGACUGUGUCACUGCUGUUUACAGGAUAAAGGUGGGGCAAGGCAAUGGCAAGGUCAGAGCUGCAUGGGCACUCCAGUGGAGACAACUGGGUGUUCUUGCCUGUUUACUAAUCAGCUCCAGUCACCUGAUGGGCCCAGAGAGGCAUCAAUUGGAAGUCCCUUUGCAGAACAGCUUGUUAUUGAAACCACUUGUAAAUGGAUUUCAUAGGUGAUCUCUUCUCAAGUUGUUGCCUGACAUCUUAAUGUUGUCAGGUGAUUGACCCCAGCUACAUCUCAAAGUUGGGUAGGAUGCAGGGCAAGUUCCCCACUUGUAGCCUAGAUUGUCAGCAAACCUGUGAUAGGCUUUCCCCUAUGAUGAUUGUUGUCACCAUGCUGUCAACCUGGACUUGGGUGGUGGGGAGCCUGCCUAAUGACCAGUUCACCAUAUCCAGAUUUAUACUAGGUUUACAGCAAAGAAAGGGAAGCGGUUUGAAUUUAAGGAUCAAAUGGAUCACGUGAAUCGGCCUAAUGAACACUUCAUUUCUCCUUCCCGAUUUCUGUGUAUAUUCAGGAACUAGAAAAGUUGGUAUAUUGGGCAUUUCCACUGUAUAUUUUGCAAUUUAGCUUUACUAGGUUUAUUUCAACUUAUUGCAAGUUUUCAUAUAUUCAGUAUCCAUAUUAGUGAAACAUUUUAUUGCCGAAAAAUUCCAUUCCAAAUAAGCAAUGAAAUAUUAAGAAAUAAAAAAGGAAAAUGGCAAACAGCUAGUCUUCAGUGUACUCUAUACUUAAUUAUUUAUCCAGGCUAAUCAAUAUCACAUUAGCUCAGUAACAGAGAAAAGCAAAUAGACCAAACUUUCUGUAGUGUUCUUUGCAAAUGAACUUUAAGGACCUUGUGUGUACGAUAAAAUAUGCUUACCAUAAUAAAAUAUUUCUAAGCACUUUGUUUACUAAAACAUGCUAUACCAAAUGGCAAUCCAUUUAAACCCGAGUAGUCCAAAUAACAAAGGUCCUCUUGUCUAUAUUUCCCUCUACAACAGCUUUAACCACUUAGUUGCCAACAAUCCCACCUUAGGCUAUAAAUCUGGUCCAUUUUUUAUUUUAAAUCUGUUGAUGUGAAGAACAUAUGUAGAAAAUGGAGUGGGGGAUAACCAUGUAUGCUGUCCUCAGCUCCUUGAAGGGAAGGUAGGAAAUAAAUGUAACAAACAAUAUUGAUGAUGAUGAUAAUAAUAAUGCUUGUUGGUUAUUCAGGGCCGUUAUGACCACCAUGCAGGUUGCCCUGCAUGACAUGGUUUAAUGCCUGGAUAUUUCUGUUUCAGCCAUGGCACUACUGAGGAACCAAGCAACUUUUAAUUUAAAGUUCAACUUUGCUUUCCUCUUAAGUUGUUGCAGUGAGUUUCUAUCUCUUCAAAACACCUAAAAAUACACAGAUGCCCACUAAUAAGCCCUGGAGCCUGAGAAUUAUUGGCCUAUAGACACAAUAAUGACAUUCACAAACAUUCAUGAUCUCCUUGGACAGUCUACUCCCAAACCAGCCUUUGGGAGUACUGAACUGCUGGUGAUAGACCAUGACACAACUGGAACAAACCACUGUCAAAACCACUAUUUUAUUUUUCUUACUGGGUUUUUUAAGGCUAGAGAUAGGGACAUAAAAAGCCACACACAAUUUUUAAGAAGCAAAACAAAAAUAAGUUGAUCUGAUAUUGCUGGUUGAAUUUAAAGAUAGGUCCUGGGCCUCAAGGGGGUUGAAAAUCACUGCCCUGUAUAGACUGAGUUAAAAGCAGAACUCCCAUAGCUAAUACUAGGUUUAUGAUCUUUUCAAUGGACAGUAUUUAGAUAAUUUCUUAAUGGUCUUGCUUUUUCUUGUAGUGUCAUUAAUAUUAAUCCCGUGGAUUGAUACUGCUCUAAAUGUGUUUAUGCUAAAGUUGCUUUUCUCUUAACAGUCUGAAAGCAAAACAGUAAUUCACCUCAACAAUGAGCAAAGUAGAAACUGUGUCAGUAAUAGAGGACUCAACACUUUUGCCAUUGAAGUAGCAUCCAACUCCAUGAUGGUAAUUGCAUCUAUUUAUUUAAGAUAUGUAUAUUCUGCCUUUUGACCUGCCUUUUGACCUGUCAGGGUCCAAAGGGCAGCUUAAAACAGCAAAUGUAAUAAAACAAUACCACAAACAAACCAGGGACAAAACUGGUGCUGUUUAAAGCUGUGCAGUAAUACGCUGUAAGCAAAACGUUAUACACAACCAUUUAUGUCCUGUUCUUUAAAAACAUUUUCUUGCAGACUUGAACACGUGAAAAGAAAAAGUGUCAAAUUUUAGGAAAGUCUAGACAACGUGAUAGGCUAGACUUUGAAAAUACAUUUUGUGUCCAUGGCUGGGUAUUGGCAUUCAUCAUAGCCAAAUGUGUACAGUAUUUAUUUCAUGCUGUUGAUAGAUUUGUUUUCCUAUUCUACAAGUUUGCACAAUGCUUUCAAGUACAGGAUAAACUUCAUUUCACCACAUCUUAGAUCUAGAGUUAUACCCAUGGAUCUCACAAUAACAAUUUUCAGUGUUUUCCCCAGUGAACAGCUCUCCAAAGUAAACCCCCAAACUGUUCUCUAAAUGUGGAUGUUUUGGUACAAGAACAGCUGAUGGAGAAACUGCCUCUAGUGUCCAUGCCUGUGCCUUUUUCUGUUCUGUUUCCCUAUUACAUAUGACCCAGCUGUCACUAGUUCCCAGGUAUAGUACUGAGUUUUUGGUAACUAUACUUGAUAAAGCAUUCUCCCUGUUUUUGCCUUGAGGGUUCCCUUUUUGAAAUUUUGUUAGCACAAGUUGCCAGACUCAUUUUUCAGACUUUCGCUCCCUUCACGGAGUCACUAGAGUUCAGUCACUUUGUGGGAAUGAAUGCAUAUUACCCAUAGUGCACAUCCACUUAAAUGCAUGCAUAUGAGCAUUGAGUGCACAGCCCGCCAUUUCACACAUUGCAGCCGCAGAGGUAUAUUUUGAAUGGCUUGUCACAUAUUGUAGAGCAGUUAUGUUUCUCAUGCUUUUCAUUAACCAAAAGUCUAGGCUUUUUCACAAUAGUCUAUCAGGGUUUUCACAAUGUGUAAUAAUGGAGGGAAAGGAUGCUUGGCCAGUAAUCCUCAGUGGGUGGAAUCCGCUUGGUCUUCCUUGUGCUUUUGCUCUAGUUGGAAGUGUCACUAAUGGAGGGAAGGGGUGAUUUUUGCUGAUUUCCUUCUCCCCCCAGCAGUUCCCAAUGCUUCCUCAAAAAUAUGGUAAUUAUGUAGAAUUCUAGAGGUAAAUCUCUAGCGUAUUUACAAAAGUCAAAACAUAGAUGUAAUUCUAUAACUAGUUACAGGGGAAGUGUGGGAUAAACAUUCAAAUCAAGAAAAAUAAAUGGGAUGUGUGUGUUAAUAUAUCCUAGGUAACUAUCGACACUUUCCAUAGUCCUUGCACAAUACAAAUCAUUUUUCUCUUGAAAUUGUUAUUUCCUUUUUCUGCUUUUUGUAUGCAGGUCUGUCAGCAUGUGAUGCCACAGAAUGAGCAAGAAGAAUGGAUAUACAGCUGUGUUUAUUCUAUCUUGACUUAAGCUAUCAUAGGUAGGAAAUGGCAUUCUCUUGGUCCUUGUAGAAAAGAUUCAAUCUUACGCUACACGUUGAUACAUGGAUGGCUUGAUUUAUCUCAUCAUUUUUAAAACCAAGAAUCUGUUCCUCAUUUUAGAUUAUUGUGGUUAUCUUUUCAAGAAUCUAUCACAAAUCUUCAGCCUUUGCCUUUCUGUACAGUUUCAUACAUAAGCAGGGGACUUAACAGAGGUGGCCUGAUCCAAAAAACAUGUUCUAAUAUUCCUAGACAUUUCUGUGCAUAAAGACAAACAUCAGAGUGCAAUAUGAAGAUGAUGCCUCACAUCAAAGUUUCUUCGCUCCACUUUCAAAACUGCAGCUUUCUGUGAUUGCAAAGCUGGCUGUGGCCUUUUAUCUGGGAUUUGGGUCUGAAAUGGUCAAUCAUGCAUUCAUAAUCUUAAACCUGUACUAUUGCUGCAUGUUUGUGUACAACUGGUCAUGAAGACUCUGCAAAAACUGCACCUGCAGGUCCACCUCAUUCUCAGCCUUGUGAAUAAUACAAUCAGUGCAUUGUCUGUAGCAUCCAUUGUCUGUGCUAUCCUUCCUGUAGGUGAUGGACUUGGCCUACAGAGCCCUUGAUAGCUAAAAUCCAUGAUAUUUUAAAUAUUAACCCCUCAUAUUACAAUGUCUAAGAUAUACCAAGAGGGUCCAGUUGAUUAUGGCAAGUAUGUGAGGAGUAUAUAGAAUGAAUUUACAGAGCAAUAUUUGCAAUGGCUCAUCCACAAAAAUUAACUUAAAUUUUUGAAGAGUAGCCAAAACCUGAGUUUGCCAUCUUUUGGAAGCAAUGUGAAAACAUUUUAAUUGUUCUGGCUUUGGGUGGUGAGAAUUAAUACAACAAUAAGCAAUAUUUAGCAUGACUAUUUUUAUGACAGUCUUAAUAUGUGGAAUCUAUAUAUAUGAGAAGUUGCUUUUUCCAAGCUCUAUUCCUUGCUCUAAAUUGGAUUGGGGUAUGAGAAUUGUAAACUGGCAUAAGCUUGCUCACCUGAGCUGUAAUAAACCAGGCUGUGUGCACUUUUAUCAGUUCUUCCCCUCCAUUCUAAAGAGUACCUCCAUUCAGGGUGGGACCAGACUGUUGGUGCUUAAACUAAAGAAGUAGCAAAGUGGCUUUUGAACUGAUUGGGGAAAGCCAACAGGAGCUGAGAAGUAUUGGCUUAGGAUAAAACAUCCCUAAGAGAUGUGUGUGAAAAUGUUUGAUUGUCCAAAUGUGAGAGGAUGAUACCAAAUGCCAUAAGGUGAAAGGCAUGUGCCAGAGGCAUUUGGAAAAAGAGAGCUGGCAUAGGUGUUUAUAUGCUCAUGCUAGAGAUUGGCUAGAAUAAAGAUGGGUGGACUGGAGUGCUUGGUUUUAAAGGAGAGCAAGGAAUACAGAGAGCACAAUGGAAAUGUGGUAGGCAUGGUAUGAGAUACGAACACUAUACAGUGGAUAGGGAAGGGCAUACUGGAGGUGGUGUUGCUCUGUACCUCAGUGAUUUUGAGUCAAGCAAACUAGAAAUCCCCACAGGGCAGACUCCUUCAUGGAAUUCCUGUGGGUGGCAAUACUGGGCCCAAGAGUAAUAUAGGAAUGCAGGAAUGCAAACUUUGCCACACACACACACACACACACACACACAGGAAAAAAGUAUCAGGCAGACAAUCCAAGAUGCAAAUUAAUAAUUCAAGGAGCACAUCAUUAAAGCAUUAAGAUCAACAAUAAAUAAUUUUACAAAUUACCUAAAAAGACAACAAAAUGAUCUGGACUCCUUGGCAGGUUUUGAAUAAGCAUCCACAAAUUUAUUAGUUGAACACAUGAUAGAUAAGGCAAGGAUAUGUACAAUUUUAUAACAUGCAGAGAGCAAUAUGUGCAAAGAAAUCAGAGGGGAGCUGAUGGAAGUCCUUGGUGGGGGGGAGUGGGAGGGAUGGGGAGGAAAAAAGGGGGGAAAUAAUGUAAUUGACUAUUUGGACUGAUAAUUUGUUAUGUUGAAAUUGUUUAAUAAAAAUAUAUUUUUUAAAAAAGAUCAACAAUAAAUAAUAUUGAAUACAUGAAAGGAGGAAAGCAGCUAGAGAGGCGGUUCAACUGUUGGAUGACAAAGGAGUCAAAGACAUGCUAAAGGAGGAAAAGGAGAUUGCAUAGAUACAAAGAAUUCAAUCUUGAAUGCAAACAAUGUAAGAGAUCCCUGUGCUUUAGCUAACUUUCUAAGGAAUGGAAUCUUGGGAACUGAAAUAAACAGUGGUGACAAGAGAUGAAAUUCUAGACUUUAUUGAUGAAAUAAAAACUGCCAAAUCAGCUGAUCCAUAGGGCAUCCAUCCAUGAGAAAAAUUAAUGUCUGUCAUGGGAAAACUGGUGGAAAGCAUUGUUAUAGCUAGGAUUGCCAAGCAUAUGGAAGAAUAAGUCUUGCUGAAGGAGAAACAGCAUGGGUUCUGCAGGGGGUUAGUCUUGUCUAACUAACCUUUUAGAGAUCUUUGAGAUGAUAACACACUGAGC
Podarcis lilfordi (Lilford's wall lizard) is the source of this 30673-nucleotide messenger RNA. Lineage: Eukaryota; Metazoa; Chordata; Lepidosauria; Squamata; Lacertidae. The record is from the annotation of a GenBank genome assembly.